This is a messenger RNA of Drosophila nasuta, 1545 nucleotides long. RefSeq names its product GDP-mannose 4,6 dehydratase (gene Gmd). Lineage: Eukaryota; Metazoa; Arthropoda; Insecta; Diptera; Drosophilidae. The transcript has 3 exons. The record is from RefSeq and is a predicted model, not a curated record. Gene Ontology annotation, biological process: 'de novo' GDP-L-fucose biosynthetic process. Gene Ontology annotation, molecular function: GDP-mannose 4,6-dehydratase activity. Bases 160 to 1350 code for a protein of 396 amino acids.
CAUUAUAGUUUUCAUGCGGGUGGCAACUUUUCCCGCUACACAGUUGAUUGAAGAGAAGAAAGAAAAAAGUUGUUUAUACAACGUUGGCAUCAAAAAAAACACACAAAACGGCCUAUCAAUAAAGUAAAAUAGUAUUACAGCGUAGCGCAUUUAAUUAACAUGUCCACAAACGACGAUGCCAGUGGUAGCAAACAAGCGCGUCUAGCGAACAACAACAGUAAUCACAACAGCAACACAAAGGAUUUAAAUGGCAUUGGAGCAGGAGGAGAAGGAGGCGAUGUGGGCAGCAAAUCACGAGACAAAGUGGCGCUGAUAACGGGCAUAACAGGGCAGGAUGGUUCAUAUCUCGCUGAGCUACUGCUCAAAAAGGACUACGAGGUGCACGGCAUUAUACGGCGAGCCAGCACCUUCAACACGACACGCAUUGAGCAUUUAUACGCCGAUCCUGCCGCACACAAAGGCGGUAAAAUGAAGCUGCACUAUGGAGACAUGACGGAUAGUAGCAGUUUGGUCAAGAUCAUCAAUAUGGUGAAGCCCACCGAGAUCUAUAACUUGGCCGCACAAUCGCAUGUGAAAGUCUCGUUCGAUUUAAGUGAAUACACGGCGGAAGUGGAUGCCGUUGGCACUCUGCGCAUCCUGGACGCCAUACGCACUUGUGGUAUGGAGAAGUCUGUGAAAUUUUAUCAAGCUUCCACGUCAGAAUUGUAUGGCAAGGUAGUGGAGACGCCUCAAAACGAACAGACGCCGUUCUAUCCACGUUCGCCUUACGCUUGUGCCAAGAUGUAUGGCUUCUGGAUCGUCAUCAAUUAUCGAGAGGCCUACAAUAUGUUUGCUUGCAACGGCAUCCUUUUCAACCAUGAGAGUCCGCGACGUGGCGAAAACUUUGUGACACGCAAAAUAACACGAUCGGUGGCCAAAAUCUUACUUAACCAAAUGGAAUACUUUGAGUUAGGCAAUCUGGACUCGAAGCGCGAUUGGGGCCAUGCUGCCGACUAUGUGGAAGCAAUGUGGAUGAUGUUACAACGCGAUACCCCAGCGGACUAUGUGAUUGCCACCGGGGAGACGCAUAGUGUGCGUGAAUUUGUGGAGGCAGCCUUCAAGCACAUUGGUCGUGAGAUUGUGUGGCGUGGCAAGGGCGUGGAGGAAGUAGGCGUCGAGCGCAACUCGGAUAUUGUGCGGGUGCGCAUUAAUCCAAAGUAUUUCCGACCCACUGAAGUGGAUCUGUUGCUGGGCGACGCAUCAAAAGCUAGACGAGAGUUAAACUGGCAACCAAAGGUUAGUUUCCUGCAGCUAGUUAGCGAUAUGAUGGAUGCUGACAUUGAGUUGAUGAAAAAGAAUCCCAUUGCAUAAGGGGCGAAGAUGACGACAUAACUUUUGGCACAAUAUUUAUACAAUAUAUACUAUAAUUAUAUACAUAUAGGAUUUUGUAGGAUACGACGGGAUUUGCAAUCAUUCCUUUUUUUGUUUUUGUCGACAUUGUGUGUGGUAUCUCCUUAAAACUUUCCAUGUUAUUUUGUAGUCUUUUUAACUUAACUAACUAAACAC